AUGGAGUCCCAAAAGCCAGAAACCUUUUUGGCUGAUAUGAAAACAUUAAUCAAAGAGUUGAAUCGCGGCCAAGAAUUCGCAUACAAGCUAAGAGAAGUGAUGUUAAAGAAACCACUAGAAAAUGGUGGCAGGAAUAAGUUAGCUGAGGAUUUGUUAGGGAAAAUCAUGGAUUCAUUUUGCAAUACACUCUCAAUAAUAAACUCUACAAAAUCCAAUGAAUUAGUUUCUCAGGUUCCGGUGGAGGCCCUUUUGAAAUCGUCAAAAUAUUUGAACAGGAAAAUUUCAGUGAAAAACGUAAAAGAAACCUCAACUUUCGUGGAGGAUGGCCAUGUUUGGAGAAAGUAUGGCCAAAAACGGAUCCUUGAUGCUUCUUAUCCAAGGAGCUAUUAUAGAUGCACCCAUAAGUUUGAUCAAGGAUGCGAAGCAACUAAACAAGAGCAAAGAAUCCAAGCCAAUCCACCACGAUUUCGGACCAUGUACCAAGGUCAACACACAUGUACAACUUACCCUACAGUUCCCCAAAUUCUCUUAGAUUCUCAAACAGAUCAUGAGGAUUCUUCAUUCCUAUUGAGCUUUGAUUCCAAUGAUAACUAUGAACAUCUUUAUUUUCCAACAUUCCCUUCAACAAAAAAGGAAAUCAAAGAAGAGGUCUCCCCAAGCUACGUUUACCCUAAUCAACACCAAUUCCAAUCAUCAAGCUCCGACUAUUUUCUCCCGUCCGAUGAUUAUUCGACUCCGGCAGCUGAAGUCUUCGGCCAUGUUAAGGCGUCAUUAUCAUCAGGGUCUGAUAAUGGGAAUUUCCUCUCAUCUGGAUCAGUCUACUCUUCUUCUUAUACUAGCACUGAGCACACUAUGGAGAUGGAUAUGAUGGUGGGCUCAAUUGACUUUGAAGAUUUGCCUUAUCAAUUUAAAUGGUAG
This is a messenger RNA of Lycium barbarum (goji berry), 918 nucleotides long. RefSeq names its product WRKY DNA-binding transcription factor 70-like. Gene Ontology annotation, biological process: regulation of DNA-templated transcription. Bases 1 to 918 code for a protein of 305 amino acids. The transcript is spliced from 3 exons. NCBI's taxonomy places the organism in Eukaryota, Viridiplantae, Streptophyta, Magnoliopsida, Solanales, Solanaceae. The record is from RefSeq and is a predicted model, not a curated record. Gene Ontology annotation, molecular function: DNA-binding transcription factor activity; sequence-specific DNA binding.